Molecule: messenger RNA, 1849 nt
Organism: Lotus japonicus
Lineage: Eukaryota; Viridiplantae; Streptophyta; Magnoliopsida; Fabales; Fabaceae
Product: elongation factor 1-alpha
Exons: 3
Coding region: 177-1520 (447 amino acids)
Biological process (GO): translation; translational elongation
Molecular function (GO): GTPase activity; translation elongation factor activity; GTP binding
Source: RefSeq, a predicted model, not a curated record
AAAACUGGAAAUAAAACGUAAAAAGAAAGGGCAAUCUCGGCAAUACGAAAAAAUCAGUUGCGUUAUAUAAACCCUCCAACCCUACGAGUCAAUCACUCAUACUACUCUUCUUCUCUCUCGCGGCUAGGGUUUUAGCGCAGCUUCUUCAUCCAGAUUGUUGUGUUAAGCCGUUCAUUAUGGGAAAAGAGAAGGUUCAUAUCAACAUUGUGGUCAUUGGACAUGUCGACUCCGGCAAGUCCACCACCACUGGCCACUUGAUCUACAAGCUUGGAGGUAUUGACAAGCGUGUGAUCGAGAGGUUUGAGAAGGAGGCCGCUGAGAUGAACAAGAGGUCGUUCAAGUAUGCGUGGGUUCUUGACAAAUUGAAGGCUGAGCGUGAAAGAGGUAUCACCAUUGAUAUCGCUCUGUGGAAGUUUGAGACCACCAAGUACUACUGCACAGUUAUUGAUGCUCCCGGCCACAGGGAUUUCAUCAAGAACAUGAUUACUGGAACUUCACAGGCUGACUGUGCUGUGCUCAUCAUUGACUCCACCACUGGUGGUUUUGAAGCUGGUAUCUCUAAGGAUGGACAGACCCGUGAGCAUGCUCUCCUCGCUUUCACUCUUGGUGUGAAGCAGAUGAUCUGUUGUUGUAACAAGAUGGAUGCUACCACCCCCAAGUACUCAAAGGCUAGGUAUGAAGAAAUCGUGAAGGAAGUCUCUUCCUACUUGAAGAAGGUUGGGUACAACCCUGACAAAAUCCCCUUUGUUCCCAUCUCUGGGUUCGAGGGAGACAACAUGAUUGAGAGGUCAACCAACCUUGACUGGUACAAGGGACCAACCCUUCUUGAGGCUCUUGACCAGAUCAACGAGCCCAAGAGGCCCUCAGACAAGCCACUCAGGUUGCCCCUUCAGGACGUGUACAAGAUUGGAGGCAUUGGAACUGUGCCUGUGGGACGUGUUGAGACUGGUCUCAUCAAGCCUGGUAUGGUUGUGACUUUUGGCCCAACUGGUCUGACCACUGAAGUUAAGUCUGUUGAGAUGCACCAUGAAGCCCUUCAGGAGGCUCUUCCCGGUGACAAUGUGGGAUUUAAUGUUAAGAAUGUUGCUGUGAAGGAUCUCAAGCGUGGGUUUGUUGCCUCAAACUCCAAGGAUGACCCUGCUAAGGAAGCUGCCAACUUCACCUCCCAGGUCAUCAUCAUGAACCACCCUGGCCAGAUCGGCAAUGGCUAUGCCCCAGUCCUUGAUUGCCAUACUUCCCACAUUGCUGUGAAGUUCGGUGAAAUCCUGACCAAGAUUGACAGGCGAUCUGGUAAGGAGAUUGAGAAGGAGCCCAAGUUUUUGAAGAAUGGUGAUGCUGGUAUGGUUAAGAUGCUUCCCACCAAGCCUAUGGUUGUUGAAACUUUCUCUGAGUAUCCUCCCCUUGGUCGUUUUGCUGUGAGGGACAUGAGACAGACUGUUGCUGUUGGUGUCAUCAAGAGCGUGGAGAAGAAGGACCCAACUGGAGCCAAGGUCACCAAGGCUGCUGCCAAGAAGAAGUGAAUCGUGCAGGAUUUGUCAUGGAAGGACUACAAUAAAUGGUGUCUGGUUCGCAGUAUCAUUUCUAGUUGUCGUUUAGUUAACUUGUCUGCAGGUCUUUGUGUCAAGUCUUCACCAUCAUCCCGCAACUUCUGUUCCCAGAACUGGGUUCUGGAUCGACGGUGGCAAGACUAUUUAAGUUUUUGUGUUGCUUUAUUUUCAUUAUGAUGAACUUGUGCUGUCGUGUCUUUUGAGAACACCCGUUUAAAUUUUGUAAGGAGCAGUGAAUUUUAGGACUUGUCCUACACUGCUAUUUUGAAUUUUGGUUAUGAACAAUUAUAUUUGCGUCCCUA